This is a messenger RNA of Mytilinidion resinicola, 1240 nucleotides long. RefSeq lists its product as uncharacterized. The transcript has a single exon. Lineage: Eukaryota; Fungi; Ascomycota; Dothideomycetes; Mytilinidiales; Mytilinidiaceae. The coding region runs from base 62 to 856 and encodes 264 amino acids. The record is from RefSeq and is a predicted model, not a curated record.
GGACGCGGCCGUGCCGCAAUCGACAGCUCCCGUGGCCCCGUCUCCGCAGGCCCAACCGUCCAUGGCAGAAGUUGUCCCAGCAUUUCCAAUCCAUGUACAGGGCGUUACCUUCCAAGCCGCGCGCCAGCACCGCCUGAAUUCUCUCUUCUGGACGCUAGAGCGUACGAAUUGUCAAUACGACGGCCAUCUCAGCCAAAUUCGGCUGAUCGAAUGGGCACGCACUCGCGAGGUAUAUCAUGCUCGAAAAGCCGUGAAUUCGCGAGAUGAUGACAAAGAGGCGGUUUACACGAAGGCAAUGCGCGAGGAAUAUGGUGGUAUUCAGAUGGAGGGACCUGACUCCUUCAACUCGAGAUACCACGCUUUCCAGUCGUAUCUGAACAGCGACUCUGGCAAAGAUGCAAGGGAGGUCAUCGAGCGUAAGGAGCAGGCUGAUUCCCAGUUCAACGACCUGCCGGAGCCACAAGAUGCGGCCGAAGAAGCCUCCGGAGCCCGGGCGGAGCAGCGCAAGAAUCGCGAGGAGCAAAAGGCCCGGAUUGACAAGAAAGCCAAAGCCCGCGUCGAUCGAACGAGAACACAGGGAGCUGAUGACGCUCCUGUCGACGACGAGGAUCGUAAGCACAAGUCUUCGGGUAAAAAGCCCUCGUUGCCUACAGAGUUCAAGCGCGCCACGGCCAAACAGCUUGCUAAGCGCCACCUAAAACCUUUGAAGGGGCGGAACUCUGCAAGUUCUACCACCACCCCAGCAACGCUUCCCAUUGCUCCGGUCUUGCAGCCCUCUCAGCAAGUAACGGAAGGCGACGAAACGGACCCAGAUGACCAUUUUGCGAACAAGUAUGGGGACUCUGACCAGUUCUGAGCGACCGAUAUUGGUGGCUGCCGUCGCUAUUGGCUUCAUUACUUCUUUCUCUUUUCUUUCUAGGUCCACAAUGCGGUUGUAUAAUGGGAGUAUAGAGCUUUCUUUGUGUUUUGGUUGAUAUAUCAGGUUAGGCAAACGGGGUGUUUUCGGAUUCUGUUGGAUGAUGGCCAGAGAUGCGAAAAGUGUCUAGCAUUCUGACCAACACACACCUGCUCUCGCGUCAUUUCUACAUGGUGCUAGUCAUUAUGUACAGCCUGACAGCUGUGUAUUCGACAAAGCAAUAUGUAGGAACGAGGCGAGGGUACGGGAGGCUUUCCUACCUGACAGUUUGGAGUCGCGUGCUGGUUUAGUCUUGUAUAUAGGAAAUGAGAAAGCUUUAGAUAC